AUGGCUAAUAGACAAGUUAGGCCUGUUAUAACUUCAAGGCCAAGUUCAACAAUUUCUGAAGAUUUGGUUUAUAAUUACGCUCUUCGCAUUGCUUACUUAUCUUAUUUAACUGAACCUAAAGUUUCAAAAGCUCCAAAGACUACUCCCCCUCCCGUUCCUGUAAAUAUCGGUACAACAAGACCGCUUAUCGAUGUUAAUCCAAAACGUCAUAAUCCUUCAAAUUCAACAACAUCUAAUAAAAACUCUCUAGAAACUAUUCAUAAUCAUGUCUUUUCUCAUUUUACCAACUUACAUGAUAUAUUUAAAGACGAUAAGAAAGGCUCAACAAAGAAAAUUCCAAAAGAAUUGUUAAAGGUACUACAAUCAACAUUACAAUUCAUAAUUUCUGGCCAAGAUCCAAAUCCAGUUUAUAAAGAUCCUUUAUUAAAAAAAAACCUUGCCACAUUUUAUCAAGAAAUAUCUCAGCCAAGUUUUCGUCAUCAACUAAAAACAAAUAAUAGCAAAGUUGAUGAUAUUGUUUUAUUGUUUCUCAAAACUGCCCAGAAUGAUCUAAAGCAAGCAAAAUUACCACCAAAUAAAGUUUGGCAACUUGAACUUACUGAACAAGUCAGUAUAUUUGUUGGCAUAUUAUCAAAAUGUUUACAGUCAAAGGAAUGUGUUAACUCUUCUACUCCAGAAAUAUUAUCUCGUUUAGAAAUUUAUCAUUCAAAAGUUUCACAUCCACAACAACCAAUUCAACCAUCAAAUACUUCUGCCUCAAACAAUGUUGAUGAAAUAGAUGAAAUGUCACUUGUAAAAACUGUACAAUAUAUUUUUAAUGUUCCUAUUGACAAGUUAAAAUCUGACCUUGAAAAAAUAAAAAGUACUUGUGAUGAACAGGAUUUAAAAAAUUUAAUCAACAAUGUAAAUCGAAAUGAUCCUUUUCCUGCCUGUAAAGAUGAUUUUGAAUCAAAUGAUGCUUACAAUAAUUGGAAGGCUAUUGAACUUAAAACUAUCUCGGAUAUAAUAGCUACAAUGGUUAGAUUUAAUCCAAACUUAGGUCCAAAGGCUUCCAAAGAGGUUUUGACUACACUUUUAACAAGUAGUUCUAAUCCUUCCAAAAGAUCUUCUUCUCCAAAUUCAUUAUCUUCAAAUCCAAACAGAUCAACAUAUUCUGUUUGA
Molecule: messenger RNA, 1161 nt
Organism: Entrophospora sp. SA101
Lineage: Eukaryota; Fungi; Glomeromycota; Glomeromycetes; Entrophosporales; Entrophosporaceae
Source: the annotation of a GenBank genome assembly